UGGCGGACAAACGAUGGCGACUUUAGUAACAGCUUUCCUGCGCUCUUGCAGUCAGCAGACUAGAUAUUUAAGGACUUCUUAUAGGAGAUGUAAUCUAGUGUUUACAGAAAUCAACAGGUUUUACUUUAGAAAAUGUUCUUCAGGAGUAACUAARAAACCAAAGUCAGGCACCUCUGACCUUAAACUGGAUCAUAAGAAUGCUAUUGAGACUAGUAUACAAUCAAGAAAAGCUGCAAGAAGAAAUGAGGGAAAUGACUGCAAAAGUGAUAAAAUAAAAAGGGGGAAAAAAGAUUCAUCUGGGAACAAUGACAGAGAAAAAUCUAAGAAACCAAAAAAGAUUAGUAAAGACUUGACAAAAAAAGAAAAUAUCUUACUGAAGAACAAGAAAAAACUAUCAUCCUCUGCUGCAGAGAUGAAACAAAAAGAUGGAAAAAUAAAAACAUUAAAUGGUUUUAAGCAAGAUAAUGACAUAUUGGAUGCAGAACAAUACACUGAUCAAGAAGUUAAAGAUAUGUUCAUCUCCAGUAACAAUGCUACUAUCACUACAACAAUGGACAGUAGAUAUUCUGAUAUGGAAGAUGUGGAUUCAAAUGAUAUUUCUGGAGCCUCACAGGAAGUAUCUUCAGAUAAGGAGUUUGCAGCAGGGAGGGUUGGCAUGAAGUAUAGAGAAGGAACUGUUGGAGCAAGGCUCUAUGAAGUCAGUACACUUGCUGAAAUAAAUGGCUUUCUUAGUUUAGGACAGGUGCACCAAGCUCAAAAACUGUUCAAUAGAUACUUAAGAAUUGGUAAACAUCUUGGAAUUGAUUGUUUCAAUAAGAUGCUCCAUGGAUGGGCUGAGCAAGGAAAUCUGAUGAGUGUGAAGAUGACGUUCAAACUUAUCCAAAGUGAAGGAUUGAAGCCUGAUAUAUCCACAUAUGCUGCUUUAUUGCACGGUUAUGGCAAGUUUAAUGAUACUGAAAAAAUAGAAGAAAUAGUCAAGGAAAUGGAAGAAAAGGAAUUUCUUCCAGAACACAUUUUUUACAAAUGCUCAUUGACUGAAAACCAAGCAAAGGGAGUUAUGCAUGCAUUAAAACUAGUGAAUCCUAAUUAUCAGGCUACCAUUCCUCCUGAGUACAGCAAAACUCACUACCCCUCCUUAGUAAAACAACUUUAUGACAACAUGGCAAAAGGGAUAGAUGAAAAAGUGGCUCCAUUUGUGGGAGAGUUUGAGAAAGAAUUUAUAGAACAAGAACUCAAAGAGUUGUUGGAAGAGCAGCUUGCAAGAGAGCUGCGUGGAGUAACAGUCAUCAAGUCUAUUGAAAAAGUACAAGAACAUGACAAGGAGACAAGAAAGUUAAAGGGAAUGUAUGAAGAAUGGAGACAGAAAUGGAAGAAAGCAUUAAUGGAAUUAAUUGAAGUAGAACUUCAAGAGAUUAAGGAUGGCAAAUUUAAGUCUUUAAGACCAAGAUAUGCACCUUUUUUCCAAGACUUUGAUGCAGAAGAACUAGCAGAGCUUACAUUGGAUCAGGUCAUAUUCUACAUCAAAGGACAAAUUGAGGGAGUACCACUACAUAGUCUUAGUGGGGCUGUUGGAUCAGCAUUAAAUGCAAAGUAUAUUGUCAAGCAGCGAGAAAAGGCUGGCGUAUUAAAGAAAAUUCAGAAUAUCUACUCAGAUUACUUCAAGUACAUAAUGGAUGAGCAUUAUAGCUCACAAAAGAUGGCAAGAGAUCGCUGGGAUGAGCUAGACUUGGAUAGGCCGUAUGAAGCCUGCUUACGCCAGGAAAUCUCAGACUGGCCCUGGGCUACAAAACUUCUGUGUGGAUGUACUCUGAUAGACUUCCUUCUCCAAUCAGUCACCAUCAACGUUAAUUUAUUUAACAACAAACCAGAGUCUUUACUCUCUGCUUUUUAUCAUACUUAUGAGUUCAGAGAAAGACGGAAAAUUGGCGUGAUAAAACCACAUCAGGUGGUUUGUAAGUUAUUUAAGGGUUAUCUAGCUGACCAUGGAAGUAUUGUCAUGCCAACCACAUCUGUACCAAUGUUAGUUCCACCAAGACCUUGGAGGGAUGUCAGAGAUGGUGCUUUCCUUAUACAACCCGUUCAAUUCAUGCGUACUAACCAGGAAGAUGAUGGUAAACAAGAUCGUUUAUUAGAGGAAAAGUGUGAUAGGAAGCAGCUAUGUGCGGUAUUUGAUGCAUUAAACUACCUUGGUGCAUGUGCAUGGAGAACCAAUGAUCGCAUUCUAGAUUUGGCUAUCCAUGUGUUCAAUGAUGGUGGUAAUGAUGAUCUUGCUGUCCCAGGACUUGUUAUUCAACUAGACACAGUAGAGUCACAUGACAGAACAACACUUUCACCAGAAGAACAAAUGAAACUCUUGCAAGAACGUCGAAGGGCACGCAAGCUGGCCCGCGAGCAAUACAGUCUUCGGAUGUCAUCACUAUACAAGCUGUCAGUUGCUCAUCACUUCAGGAAUCACAUGUUUUGGUUACCUCUUAAUAUGGAUUUCCGUGGUCGAGUCUAUCCCAUUCCUCCUCACUGUUGUCAUGUGGGGGAUGAUCUUAAUCGUGGUAUGCUACAGUUUGCUAAAGGAGUACCUCUGGGUAAAGACGGGUUACACUGGCUGAAGAUUCACCUAACUAAUUUGCAUGGUGCAAAAAAGAAGGCUUCGCUGGCCGAGCGUGCACAGUACAGUGAUGAUAUGAUGGACGAAAUAUUAGACUCUGCCGAUAACCCUCUGAGUGGUCGCCGAUGGUGGAUGUCUGCUGAUGAACCCUGGCAAACCUUAGCAACAUGUAUAGAGAUAGCCAAUGCUGUUCGUUCUCCGGAUCAUACCAAAUACAUAUCCCAUCACCCUGUGCACCAAGAUGGGUCUUGUAAUGGGCUGCAGCAUUAUGCUGCUUUAGGUCAUGACCAAUAUGGUGCCAAACAAGUUAAUUUAGUGCCUUCCGAUCGACCCCAAGAUGUGUAUGAAGAAGUAGCCAAAUUAGUAGAAGUGGCAAGACUCGACGAUGCUAAAAAAGGUCACAAGAUAGCCCUGCAACUUGAUGGUAAAGUUAAUCGUAAGGUCAUCAAACAAACUGUCAUGACCAUUGUGUACGGAGUUACUUUCGUUGGUGGUCGACUACAGAUUGAACGCCAAUUAAAAGACCUUGACCUUGAUGAGCGAUUACUGUUUGAAUCAUCCGCAUAUCUUGUUGGCAAAGUUUUUGCGAGUAUUGGGCAGUUAUUUACGAGAGCGAAAGCCAUACAGGAUUGGCUCGCCCUAGCUGCCACUCACGUAGCAUAUACAGGUCACAUGGUUGAUUGGUAUACGCCCCUGUCCUUGUAUGUCUGUCAGCCAUAUUGUAAGCGCACAGUCAAAGUCAUCCGGACCAAGCUUCAAGGGAUCGAGAUACCUGCCAAAGGAUUCGCUACGUCACCACCUGACUCAAGAAAGCAACGAGGAGCUUUUCCUCCUAACUUUGUUCAUUCUCUUGACUCCACGCACAUGAUGCUGAGUGCUCUAUACUCCCAAAGAGCAGGCAUAACUUUUACAUCAGUACAUGACAGUUUCUGGACUCAUGCUGCAAGUAUCGAUGUUAUGAACAAGAUUUGUCGAGACCAAUUUGUGGCUUUACAUUCCCAACCAAUCCUUGAGGAUUUACAAAAGCACUUUGRACGUAAUUAUGGCGGACUGGUUUUUUCACGUCCUUUAAAACUAAAAAGAGAUGAAUAUCAGCCUGUGAAACAAGCUUCUUUUGAUGGUCUACCUGAGAUAGGUAAGCGGGACAGUAUUUUUUUUCCUACUGAGGGAGGUCAUUGCCAGGGUUUCGGCUUUACGUCCUCAGUGGUUUAUUUACGUCACUCUGAUGCAAGUUUAUAUAUUGUGGAGAGACCGGACCGCCAUUUUACGUGGCCAUCCGAGCUACGUGAAGGUCUAACCAUUUGCAGUUCGAACCCAGAUCUCCCAAAGGAAGUCCGCUGUUCAACCAAGUGAGCCAACUGGGUGACGUUUAGUGUGAUCCCCCUCUUAUGCAUCUUGUGAUUGCACCAUCAUGAUCCCAAUCUUUUCAUUGACAAUACACGUUAUAAGCAUUGCAAUCUGCACGCAAGAAAGUUAAGCGCAAAACUAUCGAUAAAUGUUAUCUUUGUUUUCCCCGCUAGUCCUGUCUAUGUGAAUGCGUGCAAUGUUUCCAUUGCGGUCAUAAUUAAUUAUUAGAAUAUUGAUUUAUUUUCAGGUGACUUCGACGUUAAACAGGUUCUAGAUUCUGUGUAUUUCUUCAGCUGAAACCCUUAUCGCUUUAAUAUAUCAAACACUAAAUGUAUCCAAUCUUAAUUCAGAAACAUUCCUAGUAAUUCUUAAAUCUACUCUCUUUUUUUGGAUUGAUUUUCAUCUGGAAAGACAAAACGAGGCAUUUGCAAUAAUUUUUCUAGUUUGUUGUUGGUAGGGAAAGGCAACUAUACUCAGUGACCAGACUUUUAGGAAGUGAUAGUGUCAUUUCUUCCGGCAACACUUGGUAUAGUUUCGUUAAAGUCCAAAGGCUGUCCAGUCGAGCUUAGAGGCAUUUCAGUAGACUGCAGUGAUUCUUGGUAGGACUUGGCGGGUUCUUCGACAAUCUUUUGCUGCGAGUCUAUGGAACUUACAAAUGUUGUUGGAUUCAGUUCAGAAGCCUUGUUUUGCUCUUUAUUGGAUUCGGAUUUUUUGUCUGUAGACUUGGAGUUCUGUGGUAUUGUUGUGGAUGGUGUUGUAGUUUGUGGUGCUGUAGUUUGUGGUGUUGUUGUUUGUGGUGGUGUUGUUUGUGGUGGUGUUGUUUGUGGUGUUGUUGUUUGUUUUGUCGUAGUUGGUGGUUUAGUUCUUGGAGGUAAUAUUGUUGGACAAUAUUCUGUAUUACAAGCACGUGUUUCUUCAUUUGGCCCAAGAUCUGUGCAGUUCUUUCCAUCAAGGUCUGGUGUAGGAUUGGUACAUUCACGAGUACGUGUCUUUAUACCUCCUCCACAUGUCACCGAACACUCACCAAACGCGCUCCACUCUGAGUAUCCACCAUUGACUGAAAUAAUGUUUCAAUCGUCGAUUAGGAAUGAGCUACAGAGAAUCAGUUUAACCCUUAAAAAAAGAAUUUCGUGCUAGAUAUCAUCAUCCUACCUGGACAUUUCCGCUCGUUACAUUUCUCUGCUUCUGUAUCGUCCCCAAGCUCCAUUUCUUUGCAUGUUUUUCCUCCAUAUUUUGGUAAAGGAUGAUUACAGUGUCGUCGCCUUUGUUUGUAUCCAUCACCACAUGUCACUGAACAUGGUCCAAAAGAUAACCAGCUUCCAUAACCUCCAUUUACUGUCAGCGUGGAACAGAAAGAUAUGCUAUUAUAAUUCACCACUAUGUUGCUGAACACACUCAUGUAAAACUGGUAUUGUUAGUUUCCUUUUGAUAUGACCUAAUCCAGAUACUGGCCACUCCUCCUGACCGCUCUGCUCUUUGGGCUGCCUGGUCUAGCGGCAACUCGUGCGCUUUGUAAAUUACCUAAAACUUGGGGAAAUUUUUGAGCAUGCGCAGGCAAAUACUGCUGGACACUACUCAGCGGAGCGGCAAACUGAGAAGGAGUCAGUGUCUGGACUAUGUAGAACCAUAGAAUAAGGAGGUACGUACCUGGACACGGGUUUCUGUUGCAUUUGAACACUUGGAUGGGUUUUCCUAAUGAGGAACAGUUACGUCCUCCUAGUCUUGGAUAGGGAUUGGAACAUUCUCGUCUCCGUAAUCGUAUCCCACCCCCACAAGUGCGUGAACACUCAUUGAAGCCAGACCACUCGGAGUAUCCACCAUCCACUAAAGUAAAGAAAUACAUACAACCGUAAUAUAUUAAGGAUUAUAGACUGACAUCAAUAUAUUUCGAUUUUUUACACCAAAUAUAAAACAAAACUAUUUUGAGACCGAAUGUUUCCAUGGUUACCAGAGUUAACGAGGUAAAAUCCCACUAAUCAAUUUUAAAAUUACCAAACAACAUGUAGCCGCUUGUUAUCUUUUCAAAGCUAUUUUUAGGCCAAUCAUAUUUAACCAGUUUUACAAUGUAUCUUGAUAAUUAAAAUGUGGAUCAGUUCGUUAGAUAGCUGUGAGGACGACUUCACCUUGCAUGGGUAAUGGUAGCAUAUACGUUGAGGACUUAUUGGUAAACCCUCCUAUUUACUAAUAGCACGACUGCUGUCCCGCAUUAUGUUACUAUAUAUACAUGAAGAAACUAAAGUAUUUUCCAUACAGGUACAUAAUAUGUGAGUAAUUUAGAUAUCGGUCUAGAUCUGCAGCGAUGAUAUUACCCUUCUGGGUAAAAUUAAAGUAUAUUGACUGAUUACUAUGUCUAUCUCAAUAUAUACGUUUUAGAAACGUACACUUGCAUAUUGAGACUAGAUGGUUAUUUAACAUCAAGCGGAGUUCUUGAGAUAUGGUUAUCGCGGUAUCCAAGAUUUUCCUUCGUAAAGAAUCUAAGGAACAUUGUCUUGUUUCAUUUUACCUGAAAGUGGUAAUCUACUAAAGAAAGAAAGAAGACUUACCUCGUAAAAGAUAUCUUGCUACAUGAUUGGCGACAAAUACACAGGCACUGAUCAAUAACGAAAAAGUAAAGAUCUGUAAAACAGAUAUUCUUGGCAUUUGAAAACCUAAUGUAUCUAUAAGGCGUUCUUCGGUUGUCUUUCGGCGUGCGGUUGAACACGGUGUAAAAGGUGAGGAUCAGACGUGGAUGCGUGUAAAUCAACGCUAUCAGAUUAAUAAGCCCAAGAUAAUGCAUAACUUCCAGUUCAAGUAGUUACUAACGACACCAAACCAUGGCAACCAAAGACUCUGCGCAAGAAUUACUUUCUCGUUAAACGAACAAGUCUUUCGUGUAUAUUGUUUGGACAAGAAAUAAAGAUAAGGACACCCCUA
Molecule: messenger RNA, 6862 nt
Organism: Actinia tenebrosa (Australian red waratah sea anemone)
Lineage: Eukaryota; Metazoa; Cnidaria; Anthozoa; Actiniaria; Actiniidae
Product: DNA-directed RNA polymerase, mitochondrial
Biological process (GO): mitochondrial transcription
Cellular component (GO): mitochondrial DNA-directed RNA polymerase complex
Molecular function (GO): mitochondrial promoter sequence-specific DNA binding; protein binding; DNA-directed RNA polymerase activity
Source: RefSeq, a predicted model, not a curated record